AUGUCACAUGUACCACCAACGGCAGUAUCGCCGUCCUCUGCACCGACAAGUAAAAGAAUAAUCACAUCAUCCAAAACACCCUUCCACUUCGCCGCCGGCCUUGCAUCAGGCCUCACCUCCUCCAUCCUCCUCCAACCCGCCGACCUCCUCAAAACCCGAGUCCAACAACAAUCCAAACGAACCGCCUCUCUCCUCGACACAAUCCGCACUAUCCUCUCCUCUCCUCACCCAAUCCGCAACCUAUGGCGCGGCACACUCCCCUCCGCACUCCGAACGGGAUUCGGAUCUGCGCUGUAUUUUACCUCGCUAAAUGCAUUGCGACAAGAAGUUGCGCGUCGAGGACCGGUGGCUAUUUUACUUGAUGGGAAUAGCAGUAACAGCACAGUAAAAUCUUCUUCAGCGUUACCCAAAUUAUCGCAUACAGCGAACUUACUCACGGGCGCCGUGGCCCGAACAGCAGCUGGAUUCAUAAUGAUGCCUGUGACAGUGCUCAAAGUGCGCUAUGAAUCGGAUUAUUACGCCUAUCGCAGUCUCGCCGGUGCGGCAAAGGAUAUUGUCCGCACAGAAGGUGUGAAGGGACUAUUCGCUGGAUUUGGCGCCACGGCUGUUCGUGAUGCACCUUAUGCAGGGUUAUACGUUGCGUUUUAUGAACAAUUCAAACGGACACUGAGUCGAAUACAACCUUCUACUGCGUCGGCUGAUACUGAUAAAAGCAAUAAUAAUAAAUCGAAUAAUUCGACAACUAUAAACUUCGCCUCGGGCGCGCUUGCAGCUGGUCUCGCAACAGCGCUGACGAAUCCGUUCGAUGCAGUCAAGACACGCAUACAGCUCCAACCAGGGAAAUACAGGAACAUGGUUCAUGCGCUCAGGUUAAUGAUCAAGGAAGAUGGGGGGAGGAGUUUGAUGAGUGGGUUGGGACUGAGAAUGGGGAGGAAAGCGCUUAGUUCGGCUUUGGCUUGGUCGGUUUAUGAGGAGUUGAUCAUGAGGGCGGAGAGGAGGUGGGAGGCUGAGGCGAGGGAGAUGAAGUAUUAG
Messenger RNA from Talaromyces stipitatus ATCC 10500, 1032 nucleotides. RefSeq names its product mitochondrial carrier protein, putative. Gene Ontology annotation, cellular component: mitochondrial inner membrane; mitochondrion. The record is from RefSeq and is a predicted model, not a curated record. Gene Ontology annotation, molecular function: glycine transmembrane transporter activity. Gene Ontology annotation, biological process: glycine import into mitochondrion. The transcript is spliced from 2 exons. The coding region runs from base 1 to 1032 and encodes 343 amino acids. NCBI's taxonomy places the organism in Eukaryota, Fungi, Ascomycota, Eurotiomycetes, Eurotiales, Trichocomaceae.